AUCGACGAGCGGUCCUAAACGGACAAGUGGGAAAGUCGAACGAACUACCGAUCCGGUUGGUGGGUUAACAUUCAGAACCGGAAGUGAUCUGACGAGGUGAUAUUCAAACGAAGGAGAGUGCAACAUGGAACAUAAAGCCAAUAUCGAAGGUGGUGGACUACAAAACAGAGUUUGGCGAGUUCGACGAAAAAUUCUAAGUUUAGCUAUCGUUCUGAGCCUGUGUUGGAUUAAACCAACGGUAGCGCAAGAAUGCUUCUCGGAAACGUUCAAGUUCAACGAGCAAUCUGUAACAAACGAUCCAAUAUCGGCCACCAUGGUAAACGUCCCAAUAGCGGUACACGAAAUCAGCGGUGUCCAGCGAGUGGUAGUAUCAGCAAACGGUGGAUUCACACUGUUCAUUGGUGCAGCUGUCAACGAGACCCACCUGGUGAUCAGUACGACGCAAGCGUUCGAAGACUUUCUGAAAACCGAAACGAUUGCGUUUACUUUCGCUACACUGGCUUUUACCUGUAAUUCUGGUUCUACGAAAACCAUUAGACUUCAGGUGCCCAUCAUGGAUGAAAACUUGUAUGCGCCCGCAUUUAGUUUGCCGGAGUAUACGAUCACACUACCGUUGCCGCUAUCGAAAGGUUUCGAUCUGACGCAAUACAUUGAUGAGGGAAGAGGAAUCGUUGCGGUUGAUUAUGAUUUGUCCGGGAAUCAGAUAACAUUUACAUUGGAAGACAAUCCUUACUUUUUGGUCGAAUCGGAAACAGGAGCUACUGUUAAGCAGUCCGUAGCCCGAUUGAAAACAGCUAAUAUGGUCAUGCAUAUUGACGGUGAACUCAGCUUGACGAUCACUGGAACGGACGCAGGUCAACCGGAAUCAAGAUCAGGAACUGCGGUACUGAAAAUAUCAGGUGAUCCUUUAAUACCCUACAUACAACCGCCUCAGUUCCAGCAGGUACUCUACAAACACACCUACAAACGUACGGAAACUUUUCCGACGAUCGAAGCAAAUCUGCAGACGAAUACGUUUGACAGUGGUACCAAUUUUGAACUGAGUGGCGAUGACAAGGCAUUACUUGCGAUCACUCAAAAAACUGAUCGCAGCGGAGCUGUCGUCACGCUGCAACCGGGAACGAGUAUUCCCGAGUCGAAAACAUUUAUGAGUGCAAUCGUAACCGCCACCAGACCGGGUGCUGAGAUGGAUGGCCGAACGGCAAUCGUGGUAGAAGUCGAACCGGAAGUUAAAUUGUUGCCGGCCUUCGAGCAGCCGAUCUACGCCGGUAGUGUAAGCAGUGCAAAAGUGGUUACACUGAAUACUGGCAUGAGUUUGGUGGCCACAACGACUACGGAAGGAGUGACAAUUGGUUUGGCCGGAGAAGAUUCCCAGUAUUUUUCGUAUGUAUAUUCAGACAAUUCGAUAACCUUGCGGGCGUUGGACACGUUAACCGAUGAAGUUCUGAAACAGAGAUACUAUUUUCACUUCACCGUUGAGGCAACUAAAGCGAACGUCGGAAAAGGCGUUGCUUUCGUUGUUUUGGACGUUCUCAAGCCGAAUGUGAUCGUUCCCAAGUUUGAACAGUUAUACUACGAAGGAACAGUUACCGAAGCAGGGGUCGCUGAUGUUCCAGAAAUUCAGAUUAUAGAAGCUACAUAUGUGACUGGAUUAACCUUUGCCUACGCAGGAGAUAAUAGCCUGUUUACGAUAACGAAUAACCGGAACAAAUUCACGCUUACUCCGAAUGGUAUUACCGAAGAGAAAUUGAACGGCAAGUCGUAUCUACUGGUGAGAAUCAGAGCUUCUCUCGAUCAGGCGGUUGUAGCCGAAACGAUAGUGAUCAUAAAGGUAGUUAGACCGGUAGUUAUUACACCUAAAUUUGAAAAUAGCUUCAUCCAGGGUCAACUCACAGCAGCAACGAACGUGUUGACUCCCAUCAAGGCCGUAGUAGACCCGAUAACAUUCUCCACGGAUACUACCAUACGAUUGCAAGACUCUACUCUGUUUGAACCUAAAGCUACAACAGUCGUCAAUGAGUUCACGAUCAGUCUACGGAGUGGUGUCCAAAUUCCAAAUGAAUCCCAUUUAACCUUGAUCCUGGAAGCAACCAAUCCUAAAUCACCCACGGUCAGCUGUCUGAUCCUGAUUGAAGUGAUUCGCAAUGCACCCGUGGCUCCCGAAUUCGAACAACUGUUGUACCAAGGCCAAAUCAACAGUGCCAAUGAGCUGGAGGAGUUGAAGGUUAAGCUGAAACCGGGAACAUACGAUGACACGAUCCUGUUUAGUCUGUCGGAUCACGACGCCAUUUUGUUUAACUAUACCCAAUUAGACAGUGAUGAGUUGUUGAUCACUUUCAAUGAUACGAUAACCGAGGAUGAUUUUAUCAAUCGAAGUAGCCUACGAUUCGAUGUACAUGCCGUUGGUCAGAACAAUCUGGAAGCUAUCGUACCGGUGUUGAUCCAAAUCAACAAAGCCUUGGUUAAAGUUCCCAAGUUCGAGAAGGAACUGUACAAGUCCAGCAUAGGAACGGAUCUUCGUUUAGUUGCUUUCGAGACGAUCCAGCUAGUGGAGGACACUUCAGCAGAAGGAUUGCUCGUAGAAAUUCGGUUGAACAACUCCGACUUGUUUGUGGCGUCACUAGCCAAUCAAAGAACCGUAACAAUAAGCUUGAAAGAAGAUUUAACCCCCGAAGAUGUGAUGGGUUUUAAAGCGUUUGAGUUUGUUGUGGAAGUUAGCAAUCCUGACGUUGGAGCCGGGUUUGCCACUAUACUAAUUGAUAUAGUUCGAGUAGCUCCGGAAUUCACGGCGGUCUCUUACACCGGAACGGUCGCUGAGACCGCAAAGGAAAUUAAUUUUCCAGGAAAAAUUGAGUUGAAGUCUGAAACCAUUGCGGGAACCGUUAGCUACGCUCUUUUAGGUGAACAUAGUGCUUUAGUUACCUACACAAUUAAUACCGAUCUUAGCUUGAAAUUUUCCCUAAAAAACGAAGUCACUGUAGAUCAGUUGAAAGACCUUGCUCAAAUCAAUUUUGUAGUUCAAGCUUCCAAACCGGAUAGCUCACCAGCAUCGGCGAGUAUCACAGCUCGUAUUAUACGACCAGUUCAGGCAGUUUUCGUUAAAUCAUCUUUUACUGGAACUUUAACGGAAAGUCAAACGAUCGUCAACUUCGGAACAGAUAAAAUUGAACUGCUGGCUGGAACCCUACAGGAGGACACCUCAUUCACACCGACUGAUGGCGAUUCCGGCUUGUUCGAAGCUUCCUUACAACCGGAAGGUGUCAUUCAGCUCAACCUCAAAUCCACCGUCAACUGGAACCAAAUUCGUUACCGCCCCUAUCUCAGCUUUACACUGCAGGCAACUAAUCCAGGAGCUGCAGCAUCGUCCACGGCGAUAAACGUCAACAUCGAAAACCUCCCGGUUCCAACUCCCGUAUUCACCAAAACAUUCUAUCGGGGAACGCUUCAGAAGGGUAUCCGCGAGAUUGCUUUCUCGGCUCCUGAAGUAAUUACACUGGAAGCGGCCACAAUUACUGCCACUUUAACCUACAGAGUGGUUGAGAACGAUUAUGACUUGUUUGAGGUUACGCGCGAGGAAAACAAAUUCAAAGUUUCACUGAAUGAUUCGGUUACCGAGCAGGACUACGAUGGUCGCGAUCUGUUGAGCUUCCAGAUAGAGGCUAGCAAUGCGUACGGUGCAAUGGACACUACCAUCGUUCUGAUCAGCAUCCAGGUGGACGAUAUCAUUCCUCCGGUCCUUACGGAAACGAUUUACAAGGGAUCGAUUCGCGAGAGAACCACGGAAGUAGCCAUACCAACGGAGAUCACCUUCCGACAGGGAACAUCCAGCGCUCUAACAGAGAUUGGUCUGACCGAUGGCGAUUCUGAUUGGUUUACCUAUAUCUAUUCCGAGUCCAAAGUUAGCAUAGCGGUUAAAAGCGAUGACUCGAUCAAGUGGGACCAGAUAGUCGAUCGAAAUUACCUAAGUUUUCUACUGCAGGCGACGAAUCCGGGAAGUUCUGCCGCAAGUGCCUUUGUUCAGUUGGACAUUCAACGAACCCCAAUCAAAGCACCGAUAUUCAAGAGUUCGACAUUCCAAGGCUUCUUGGAAGAGGGUUCCCGGGAAGUGAAGUUCCCCCAGGAUGGAUCAAUCGAGUUGGAGGAAAGUAGUUUACUUCAAGGGUUCUCAUCGGUGCUUGUCGAUAACGACUACCUAUUGUUUGAUCACGUCAUGGUACGUAACCAAGUGCUUGUGACGUUGAAAACUACUGUCAGCGAGCAAGACUUAGAGAACAAACUGUAUCUAAGGUUUAAUGUGGCAGUGAGCAAUCCGGGUAGCAACUCGGUCACAGCAGCUGUAGUUGUUGAUUUGAAGCGGGAGACAACUCCCAUUAAUACUCCUUUGUUUGAGCAUUCCGUUUAUCAAGGAACGAUUAAAGAUGAUUUCACGCUUAGUUUGGAAACACCGAUUUUAAUUACGGAAGGAACCUACUCGGCGGACGUGGUACUGCGAAUAAUCGACUCAAAUAGUGAUCUGCUACGUGUGGUUCAGGAUGAUCGGGAGGCGGUGGUGCAUCUUUCCAAAACUAUUUCAGCGGAAGAUUUGAAGGAUUUGGACAACUUGCACGCCACAAUCCAAGCUGUGAACGAACAGGCUGCCGUCAGUACCUGCUUUCUCAUUGUGACUCUCCCGAAAGAGGUUGUUGAACCCUGCACCGAAACUCCCCCCGUUAUCGAUUGUACGGAUUGCUACAAUUGUUCCACCGGAGAGCCCCUGAAUGAUGUGCCAUUCUUCCCGUACGGCAACUACAGAUUCAAUUUGAAAACUGACAGCACUGGUGUCAUUGGUACGGUGCGAGCUUCUGUGAAGGAUCCCUCAUUCAAUCUGGUGCACACAGCGGACAUCAGUGAUGCUUACCUGAAACCGAAAGUUACUCUCACGUCGGACGGAAUCCUUCGAAUACUGGAGCCUCUACUGCCAAGCAAGCAUACCUUCCACGUGAUCGCGCUGAACCCAAAUUCCGCUAAGCAAACGAGUGUUAGCGUUACUCUAGACGUCACCGAGGUCGCGGAAUGCCCAACUGAUCCCGGUGCUCCGGUUGCCACUACCGUGGAGAAGCUACUGAUUAUCGAGUCACUUGCUGAAGAAUCUACUCACUCAAACAUUUUUCCAUCUCAGCUAGCCGAGUGCGAGUACGAACUAAUAGACGAAAAACCGUUCCUGGGAUAUAAUUACUUCUCGAUCGACACAACACGUCACUGGCUUUCUUCCGAACGAUUCGAUCGUGAAAACGCAUCCCUCUUCGAAGGUAUGAUCAUUCCUCAAUUCCAACUAAGAUUACGGCUCAUCUGUCCAGAUCAACAACAGUCCAGUCGAAUGGCUAAGCGAUCGUUGGUCGAAACAAGCGACAUCAACUUUGCUCGUGACGUGACAAUGAUUAAUGUGAUCGUGACCGAUGUGAACGAUAACGAUCCUCGAUUUGUUAGUCCUACUUCUGGUCAAAACUUCCUGCUAGGAUUUCCAGCAUCUUCGAUCGCUUCCAAUCUACUGCUUCCGCAUUUAAUCGUCGUCUUGGCGGAGGAUUUGGAUGAAGGUCUCAAUGCAAAGAUCCGGUACAGUUUGAACAGCAACGACGAUUUCGAAAUAGAUCCAGAACAAGGAGUGAUCUAUCCGACGAAGAAUGCUAUGAAGUCGAGCGCUUCGGUUAGUUUGGUGGUAACCGCAACGGAUCAAGAUGGAGCUGCCAGUGGUAGAAGUUCUCAGCUGACUUUGAAUGUGCACCGUUUGGAGGAAGAUAAUUUGGUUAUGAUGACUACGGUGGGCAUAAUAGACGGUGCAAGUGUGAUUGAUCGAAUCAAUCGAAACACAAACGGUAUUACCUUAAAAGCACUAAUGGAAGCUAGAGUUCCCUCAAAUGAACAAGCUAAUGACAGUAGAUCAUCCAGUCAAAGAAACGAUGAGAACACGGUUCUGCGCAUGAUUGUUUAUGCGUUCAACGGCGCAAACGUCCUGCAGGAUUCAGACACGAUCAAGCGAAUCAUCCAAUCAUCGGAACUUUCCGAAAGCAUAUCCUCAGAAGCGUACAAGAACCUUAUUUGCUACGAUUCUGAAGCUGAAUGCAACGCAAGGCUCGAUUCCGAUCCAACCAGAAUAGGUCUCAUUGCGGCAACUUCCGUGCUGGGGGCUCUGUUUCUAAUAAGCGCUGGAUUGGCAGUGUUUUUAUAUCUGACCUUCGUGCGACCACUGAGAAAGGCUGCAGCAGAUCCCUCGGAUAUUGUGCAGUUGGAAAACGAUUUCGACAUUUCGCCUCCGCCAUCGCCACCGAUGUUGGGUGCAAAGAAGGCUAGUGAGUCAGAAAGCCUGGGGUCCGAUAACGAGCGGAAGAUAUCGAUUCAGAUCACCGGUAUCACAGAUCAAGAAUCCGAAGACUCGAGGAUUCCGAUGGAACGAUUGGCCCGAUCACUAGACGGACGGCUCGAAAAGGUGGACGAAUACGGUUCCGUCUCCUCGAGGGCAACACUCGAGGAUACAUCGCUGCAGGAGCCGAAGAACGUAAAAUUCAACGAACUGGUCGAACGGAUAGAGGUCGUUGAGCAUCAUCCGGAACGAGGUGAUGGCGAUGAUGAUUCGAUCUACAAUGAGCGGUUGUAGUUUAGAAGUGGCUGAUUUAUUUUUAUUAGUUGUUAGCAAUAUUUAUAUGAAAGCUUUUGUUUUAAUUUGAUACAAAAUACGUAUUUUAAAUAUUUUAA
Molecule: messenger RNA, 6729 nt
Organism: Topomyia yanbarensis
Lineage: Eukaryota; Metazoa; Arthropoda; Insecta; Diptera; Culicidae
Exons: 8
Coding region: 125-6631 (2168 amino acids)
Biological process (GO): homophilic cell-cell adhesion
Cellular component (GO): plasma membrane; catenin complex
Molecular function (GO): calcium ion binding; cadherin binding
Source: RefSeq, a predicted model, not a curated record